CCUGGAUACUGUGUAAAUACUAUUUCUAUUAGCUUAGUUUAUUCAAUAAUAUGAUAAAUCUAGAUACAACUAAACUAUGUUAAAUAAGGCACCGUUGAUACCACAUGUUUCUGAAAUGCUGCUCAUGUAAAUACAGUCCAAGACCUUGGUAAACAACAAGUAUGGAGAAAAAAAAUGAUGAAUCAACAAUGGUCAUCAGCGCCGUACAGAUGGUUGGAAAGCUUCGACACAGGCGGAAAAAGAAAAAACACAAGUUGUCAGCCUUCGAGCGCAGAUAUACGGCACUGGGGCCAAAACUGACGCCCGAACAGAAGAGAAUAGACUAUGUUCUUGUCCAUAAAAGGGAGAAUGAGGAGAAGAAAGAGGACAUGAGGGAAAGGUUUGAGGCAGCUCUGAGUCGAGAGGGUUUCUCCAUCAAGGAGGAGUGCAUUAAGGGUACCAUGUAUAAACUGCUGCACUGUCCAUUCAAACGUUUGUGCAAGGAGGCAGAGCUGAUCAAGUUGGAAAUGCCGUUGAAAGGGAAAGAAGCAUUACCAAGCAUGCGUACAAACCGUCUCACAGAAUUCCUAGAAAGACACUUUGACACAGACAAGGAUGAGGUGGACUUUAUCAGUGCACCAUUUCGUAUGAACAAGAUUGAGCAGUUUGAAGAUUUCGAAAAUCCUACCAAGUUUUUCCGUCCAGCCCUGCGGUCUUACCUGUGCCAUCACAUUAUGAGGAACAUUGACAUCCGGGACAAACAAAAAGAUAAGGAAAAAGUGGAUAAAGAGAUAGAAAAAGAGAAGGAUCAUAAGACUCACCUGAUGGAUUUUGAGGAGAAUAUACAGGUGGUGGAAGACUGUAUUGCCGACUUCUGUGCCUGCUGCCCAUGCUACGGACGCAACACAGACAACCCAGAAAACAUUAUACUCUCAAAGAUGGGUCUCCCUUACCUUCUGAUGAAGGAAGUCUACACUGAUGCCUAUAUUCUUCAUGAAGACUCCAAACUGAGCAAGGUCAAUGAGGUCAAAAAUGAGGACAUUCCUGAGCGCAAAGAUGAUAUGAAGGAUGAUCUUGUUGAGGACCCCCGUAAAAAGUUAGAUGAAACCUGGUGCUCCUUCUGGAAAUGGCAGCCAACUUGGAAGAUACGCAACUACUAUGGCGAGAAGAUUGCCUUCUAUUUUGCCUGGAUUGGACUGCUGAUGACGUCACUAUGGUUUCCUAUGUUCUUUGGAAUGGCAUGUUUUGGAUAUGGGUUGUCACUAAGUUUAGAAAGGCAAGCUAACCAGCCAGCUUUAAAUGAAAGUCUCCCGGCCCAAGAUCUAAUCAAACUAAGAGUGGGUCAGUUGUAUGAUGCUAUCAGUGGUUCGUUUGACAACAACGUAACUCCAUUCUUCGCACUCGUCAUAUGCCUGUGGGGUACAAUAUUUCUGGAGUUCUGGAAACGGCACAAUGCACGGCUAGCGUAUGAGUGGGACGUUGAUCAGUUUGAAAUGAACGAACCAGACCGGCCAGAGUUCUUCGGAACAAAAUUGAAAAAGGAUCCAGUAACACAAGAGGCCAACUGGUUUUAUCCAUUCAAGCGGCAACUUAUCAAGUUUACCAUUUCAGCUUCAGCACUUCUGUUUAUGAUAAUGCUGGUGUUUGUGAGCCUAGCAGCAGUGGUUGUUUAUCGAGUGAUCAUCAGUGUGGACUACUGUAGCGGAAUGUCAGCCAUUUCCUGUCUCUUGACCAGCUCCCUGUUGUCUGCUGUCCUCAAUGCCAUCUCCAUCAUCAUACUCGGCAAGGUAUAUGAUUGGGUGGCUAUGCAGUUGACAUUGUGGGAAAACCACCGCACACAAACCCAGUUUGACGAUGCCCUCAUCAUAAAGUUGUUUGCUUUCUCAUUUGCAAAUAGUUACUCAUCAUGUUUCUACAUUGCAUUUGUACGAGGGAGAAUUGAUGGUGGAGUAUUUGGGCUGGGCCCAGAGUACAAUGACGCAUGUGAGGGUGAGUCAGCAAGCUGUAUGUCCCAGCUAUCGUUCCAGGUUCUUGUUCUGAUGCUUGCGAAACCCAUCCCUCGCUUCCUCAUAGACAUUGUACUCCCAUUUGUCAAAAGAUUGUGGCGAAAAUGGCGCUGCUGUAGAAAUCAGGUGAAAGAUAAUGUUGAAAUUACUCGAACUCAAGCCUUCCUGUACAAGGAACGGUUCAAGCCGGCAAUUGCUGAUUUCACACUUACGGAAUAUACCGAGAAAGUGAUCAUCUAUGGAUUUCUUUGUUUAUUUGCUGCAGCAUUUCCCCUUGCUCCACUGGUGGCGUUACUUGUAUUAUUCAUUGACAAGUAUAUCGACGCCAAACGUCUUCUCUGGCUCAAUAGAAGACCUGUUGCAUUCAUUGCUCAAGAUAUUGGUAUGUGGUACAGCAUUUUGAACUUUGUCAACCUGGUCAGCGUGAUAUCCAAUGGUUUUCUUAUCGCGUUUGGCUCAAGUUGGGGGCUCAGUUACAGUCCAUACACUCGCCUCUGGAUUGUUAUUGGCUUUGAGCACAUAGUGUUUGCGCUCAAGUUUUUCCUAGCCUACCUCAUUCCUGAUGUGCCAAAAGAUGUCCGCCUGGCUAUCCGCAGGGAGAAAUACCAAGUAGCAAAGCUGUUUGAGGACAAGGGUCGACCUAUGGACUACAGGGAGCUUAUCCCCUCUGUCCAGCCAGACAAGGUGCGGCCAGAUUCUGCCAACUAUGGUGACUUCCCGCCACAGUUUGAUGACCAUGACGAAACUCCUGCCAAACCAAACAAGAAAGGCUUUGUUGUAAUGAAAGCCAACGCAGUCAACUCUACCAACUUCGGUGAGUCUAAGCGUGAUGUUGACAAGCAAGGGAAGACGGAUCUCUUGCCAGUCUUGGAGGAAGAACCAGAUGUAACCAGUCCCACUCAGAAUGUAAAAACUUCAAAGUAUUGGUAUGAGCUUGAUGCCAUGCAAGAUACAUCUUCACCUAGUCCUAGAAUGGCAGACAGUCAUGGUUCAGUCAGUCUGCGAGGGGUUGAUCCAGAGGGGAGCCGGCUUCUAAACAAGUCUGGUUCCGAAGACAAACUCACACUAAUAGACAAUCAAAAGGAUAUCAAAGAGGAAACUGUUGACCUUGAGAAGAGUGUAAACUUCUUGGGUGACUGCCCGCCACCGCCACCACCAGCAGAUUACCAACAGGAUGGGGAUGACGACCAUGAAGAAAGUGAUAUCUCUACAAGACAGUUUCAAGGUGUUUUGGAUGGAGCAGUUAACCCUUACAAUGUUGUCCGUAGCGUAGAUAUCCAUCACCGUGGCAACAAAGCUCACUCCGAAACAAAGUGCUGAUUUUUUCCUUAGCAACGAAGCAAAAUCUCCUCAUCUUGAGUGGGAAAUUGUGAAAAUGUUUGUAACUUUUACAGUCAGUUGUUUACCAAAUCCACCUCUUUUAUAAUUAUGAUGUUCUGCUGUAUGAAUGAAAAAAUAUUUCAUGAAAUAAUGAUUGCACAAUAAUGUAAAGAAUGUCAUACCAUGUUCAUGUUCUCUUGUAUUUUAGUUUUUUAGCAUUUUAAGAAACAAUCAUGAGGUUAUUCACAAUUAUAAAAAUGUGUUGCUGCUUUAAUAUAUUUGUUCACUUGAUGGAAUAGUGAAUGCACACAAUCUGAGUUAUUGAAAUUAUAUAUCGAUGGCCUCACUUCCAAAUGUCAAAGCUACAAAAUUCCAUGUCUUCAGUUGCAACGUUUUAAGUAUUUAAUCUUGGUUAUUUGAUCACACAUUUUUUUUUACAAAAUGCCGAAGUUACAAUAUUUGUAGUUACAAUUUUUGAAGGUUCGGCAUUUUUGCUUCUCUGUGAGAUGUCCAAUCAUUGCUCGACAUUUUGAUCACAUGAUGCAACAUCAUUUUCUCAUUGAACUAUUUACUAGGCAUUUUGCAGUUAGAUGAGGCUUUCCUUUAUGAUUUUUGUGAUGUAAAUAUUCAGAAACAGAAAAAAUGCAGCUUCGGCAUUUUGAAUUGAGGCCAUCGUUAUGAGCAUUGAAGUGGUAUAUAUUUUAAAUCACAAGGGUAAUGGGUGAAUGUUUUGUACCACGUUGUCAAGGACAACACUCCAUCACAAGCGUGCAUAUAAGUGAAUAGUGUUUGAAUUUAUCUACAGGCUAGCUAUUGAAAGGUUUACCUCUGUAAAGUUGUUAGAGUUACCGUAUGGGACUUGAUGUAUAGACCAAAAAAUAUUAGAAAAAUCCCUACACCCGUAGUCCAAUUUUAAUUGUGGCACUGUGCAGGUGAAUAAAGUCACCAUUGUUUAUGAUAUCGUCAUGGUUUUUCAAAACAAAAUGUCAAGAAACUGUCAUAGAGCUCAUGGAGUCAAAUGUUUAUGACAAAAUCCUUACAAAAUAAUUAUAUUCACAUGAAACUUAGUACACAUGUUAUCAAUGAUUACAUGGUGUAUGUAUGUGUCUAGGAACAUAUAUUUUGUAUUUCAAGACUGAUCACUGUCAAAAUAACUGUUAUUCCGUUUGGUCGACUGUGAAACACUGGGAAGCAAUAGUGUCCAUGGAGUGCUCAUUUCAUGUACUGCUGACGUACAUUUACAUAAAUCAUAAAGUGUGAUUUUUAUAAAACGAAAUCCAUUUCGUUCCAUUUUAUAUUAUAAAAGAAUUAUAUACAUGCAAAUUAUUGGAGGAAUAUAAGAAUCUUUUCCAUAUAUACAUAUCACAGUAUGAUACAUAUAGUUUAUAUUUUUUAUAUUUUACUUUCUUUAAUCAUGAAAGAUUAUAAGUAUCUUCCAUGGCCGAGAGUGUAAGAUAGGUUCAUUCCAACCCGAGCGUAGGGUGUUUUGCGGAAACGAGGUUUACCGAGUUUCCGCAAAACACCCUGCACGAGGGUCGGGAUGAAUCUAUCUUAUACGAGCGGCUAUGGUAGAUGCUUUUUCUCCCACCUCAGUUAAAAAAAAAUAAGUAAAAAUGCAUUUUUUGCUGGAACUCUUUUUUGCUUAGUGAAAAUAAUUGUGUAUGGAUAUCCGAUAGCACGUGAUUGUCAUGGAUAUACGCGCAGUGAUCCAGUUAAUGUUAAUAGUCAAAUCGGUCUUUUUUAAAUAGUUCUAAGGAGAAUAUUGCAUUAUUUCUUGAAUGGUGCCUGAAAACUGUUUUAUGGUGACAUUUGAAGCGAGAAAUAAUUAAUUAGCGUUCUAAACAUAACCAUAAGACAAGAUUUCCUUGAUGCUACUGACGACAGUCUUCAAUAAGGGAGGUUAUUACAAUGUGGUAAAAGAAGUUCCAUACGGGCAUUUUAUCUUCGCUGUGGUCAAGAUAAGAAUAUCUAGCAUGGUUAAAUUAUUGGAUCUACUUAUCUGAGGUGGGAGAAAUAUUGAGUGCAUUAUAUAAUGAUAACAAGUUGGCUGGCCAAAUAAAUUUGUCAUUUUUAAACGUAUAUACUUAAAAAAACAAAUUUGCCCAAGUUUUCAAUAUUAUAAUUCUUGGUACUAAGAGACAUCCAAACAUGAAUGAUUUUAUCUAUGCUUGUGCAAGAAAAGUCUUUUGAACAAGAAUUAAAUGAAGCAAUUUACUAGGCUACAGAUGAUCAAUCAUUGGUGCCCUCAACUUGUCUAGUAUCCUCUCCUUAUGUGUAGACAUUUUGCUUGAUUCAUACAAUCGAUGCCACUAUUUGUUUAAUACGCAAUUUCUUUUAAUAUGUUAAAAAAAGGAAAACAUGAAACAAACGUGUGUAGUCAACUGCAUUAGCUACAAAAAGUGUUUUAAUCCACAUCAAACUUAACAUGGUGCAGUGAGGACAGCCCUUGAAAACCUAAGCAAAAGUUAAAUUUGAAAACAGUGAUUAACUUUUGGUAUUCAAUCUAAAAAAGUAUUUACCUGAUAUUAAGUUUUGAUACCUACAUAAAUGUUUCAAUCAUUGAUAUAAUUUUUUAGUUAUGACUGCUGAACAUGUAUUGCAAUUUUUGGUUAGGUAGUUCAAUCAACCUUUAACAAACCAAUUUGUUAUGCCCCUCUUCAAAGAAGACCUGGUAUAAUGCUUUGCACUCGCUGUUGGUCGCUAUGUUGAUAGGUGAGUACAUCAAAGCUUGUCCGAGUAACCAUUUGACAAUGCCUGGACCUAUGGUCCUCAAACUCGACUUGGUAGUUGGGUGUACCAGUAGAUGACCCCUAUUGAUUUUGAGGUCAUGAGUUGAAAGGUCAAGGUCACAGUGACCUUGAAUGCAAAAAGCUAGAUAAAUAGACGAUGCAUAGACUUAUGGUCCUUAAACAUGGAGGUUGGUUGUGACCAGUAGUCUCCUAAUGAUUUGGGGUCAUUAGGCCAAAAGCUUGUCAAGUGAUAACUCCACACUGCCUGGACCGGUGGUCCUCAAACUUGGCAUUAAGGUGGGCCUGACCAGUAGAUGACCCCUAUUGAUUUUGAGGUAAUGAAGCCAAAUCGGCUGGCAUUUCUGUCCAAGCAUAUUUUAUUCAAUUGUCAAAAUAUUCCUGACAACAUGGUACUCAGGGGGGCAAAAUGUUUGACAAACAACUCUCCAUUUAUAUGAAACAGAGCUAUUCUGUGGCACAUAACCAUAAAAAUUGUUUUUGAGUUAAAAUUCCAAUUUCAUUUUCAAUUGAGAAAUUAGGAUAAAAUUAUAUUCUAAGAGCAGUAUGACUGAAACUGAGCUAUUCAAUGUUUUCAUUUUAAACCGUUGUAUUAACAAUGUUUUGCAAUAAAUAAUCAGGUAUCUAAAACAAGUAAAUUAUUAUAUAAAUGACAUUUAUUUAUUUUGUUUGUAUUUAUUCUGUCCAUUUUUUGAGAUUUUUAAUACUAAGGUUGAUAUUAUGGUCUGUUACUAAGGUCCAGUGCCUAUCUUAAGGGUAUGACAUUCAUCUUCAUUAGUUUUUGUUGUAUACUCUAUAGAAAGAAGUAGUAUUAAAAUAGUUAUGUGUAAUUGUUCAGCUGUCCAUCUGUCAAUCCUUUCAUAAUUUUAAUGUUUUAAAACUCUUUAAACAAUAAAAGAGUAUGACUGUACACAUGUAUCUGUGAUCAUGCCACCAUAACUUUUAAGUUCUCUGUUUAUUCAUUUUAGUAUUGAGUGUUUAUUUAUAUGCACGAUUUCGAUAUGUAGUCAAAAGUAGUUUAAUACUGUUUCAAGUAUUUUAAAUUAUUCUUGUGAUAUGUUCAUGUUAAAUUGGUCAGAGUGAUGCCUUAAAAACUCAAGUAUCUAAGUAUUUUAUGCAUAACUGAUGACCUUACAUAUUUUAGCUCGACUAUUCGAAGAAUAGGUGGGCUAUACUACUCGCCCCAGCGUAGUGUCCGGUUAAAGUUUUAGGGCAAGUUGGGAUUUUCGCUUAUAAGUCUAAUACCCUACAUUCAAUUGACUUAAUACUUCAGGCAGUUGCCAUCACAUGAUGAGGUUAGAUAACUCCAUAUUAUUCUUUACACAGAUUAUGGCCACUGAUUGACUAUGGAACUUAGGUUAAAGUUUUAGGGCAAGUUGGAAUAUUUAUUAAUAACUUCUAUAUCCUUUGUUCAAUUGACUUAAUACUUCACACAGUUGUUCAGGACCAUCACACAAUGAGGUGCAUGACUCCAUAUUAUCCUUAAUACAAGUUAUGGCCCCUGAUUGACUUAGGUUAAAGUUUUAGGGCAGGUUAAAGGUUUAGGGCAAGUUGGGAUUUUCACUUAAAACUCCAAUACCAUUCAUUAAAUUGACUUAAUACUUCAUACAGAUGUUCAUAGCCAUCACAUAAUGAGGUUAGAUAACUCCAUAUUAUCUUUUAUACAAAUUAUGGCCCCUGAUUGACUAGGGCAGGUUGGGAUAUUGUUUAAUAACUUCUUUACCCUUCAUUCAAUUGACUUAAUACUUCACACAAUUGUUCAGGACCAUCACCCAAUGAGGUUACAUAACUCCAUAUCCUUAAUACAAGUUAUGGCCCCUGAUUGACUAAGGUUAAAGUUUUAGACAAGUAAAAGUUAAGGGCAAGUUGGGAUUUUAAUAAAAAAAACUUCUAUACCGUUCAUUGAAUGCACUUAAUAAAAUUCAAAAUUAUUUACGACCAUCUUACAAUAAGAAACAUAAUUCCGUUUUAAGCCUAAAUACAAAUUACGGCCCUUGAUUUUUUUUCUUUAAUUUUUUUUGAAAGGCAUAUUUGUAUAUAUUCUUAACCACAUUUUCUUGUUUAUUAUGAAUUUACUUUUAUGUCCAUUUUUCAUCAUUUUUUUCAUUUUUGAUAGGAGCAAUCAAUUUUCAUUUAUUUGUUAUUUAACAAUGCAAUCUGUGAUAUUAUUGUUUACAGUAGAGUUUACUUUAUUUAAUAAAAUGUAG
This is a messenger RNA of Mya arenaria, 8259 nucleotides long. Its product is annotated as anoctamin-4-like. The record is from RefSeq and is a predicted model, not a curated record. Gene Ontology annotation, molecular function: chloride channel activity; protein dimerization activity. Lineage: Eukaryota; Metazoa; Mollusca; Bivalvia; Myida; Myidae. The transcript has 26 exons. Bases 162 to 3305 code for a protein of 1047 amino acids. Gene Ontology annotation, cellular component: plasma membrane. Gene Ontology annotation, biological process: chloride transmembrane transport.